Messenger RNA from Trichophyton benhamiae CBS 112371, 1464 nucleotides. RefSeq lists its product as uncharacterized. Gene Ontology annotation, biological process: glucose metabolic process; pentose-phosphate shunt, oxidative branch. The record is from RefSeq and is a predicted model, not a curated record. Lineage: Eukaryota; Fungi; Ascomycota; Eurotiomycetes; Onygenales; Arthrodermataceae. Gene Ontology annotation, cellular component: cytosol. Bases 1 to 1464 code for a protein of 487 amino acids. Gene Ontology annotation, molecular function: glucose-6-phosphate dehydrogenase activity; NADP binding. The transcript is spliced from 7 exons.
AUGGAGCUCAAGGACGACACCGUCAUCGUCGUCCUGGGUGCUUCGGGAGACCUGGCAAAGAAGAAGACUUAUCGCAACAAGUUCCUGCCCAAGGACAUCAAGAUCGUCGGAUAUGCUCGCACCAAGAUGGAUCAUGAUGAAUAUGUCCGACGAAUCCGGUCCUAUAUCAAAGUCCCUACCAAGGAGCUCGAGGAGCAGUUGAAUGGGUUCUGCGAGCUCUGCUCCUACAUAUCUGGGCAGUACGACCAGGAUGAAUCCUUCAUCACCCUUAAAAACCACCUGGAGGAAUUAGAAAAGGGCCGAAAGGAGCAAAACAGGGUCUUCUACAUGGCCCUGCCGCCAAGCGUGUUCAUCACCGUCUCCCAACACCUCAAGAAGAACUGCUACCCAGAAAAUGGCAUCACGAGGAUAAUUGUCGAGAAGCCGUUUGGAAAAGAUCUAGGUAGCUCCCGAGAGCUACAGAGGGCUCUUGAACCCAAUUGGCGGGAGGACGAAAUAUUCCGUAUCGAUCACUACCUUGGGAAGGAAAUGGUGAAAAAUAUCCUCAUUCUACGUUUCGGAAAUGAGUUCUUCGGUGCCACCUGGAACCGGCACCACAUAGAUAACGUCCAGAUCACGUUUAAAGAGCCGUUUGGUACUGAAGGCCGUGGCGGCUACUUUGAUGAGUUCGGAAUUGUCAGAGAUGUCAUGCAGAACCAUCUUCUCCAAGUUCUAACCCUGCUUGCCAUGGAGCGUCCGAUAUCGUUCUCUGCAGAAGACAUCCGUGAUGAAAAAGUGAGAGUGUUGAGGGGUAUCGAUGCGAUUGAGCCCAAGAACGUCAUCAUCGGCCAGUAUGGAAAGUCUCUAGACGGCACUAAGCCUGCAUACAAGGAAGAUGAGACUGUCCCCAAGGACUCCAGAUGUGCUACCUUUUGUGCAAUGGUUGCGUAUAUCAAGAACGAGCGAUGGGACGGGGUUCCCUUUAUCCUGAAGGCUGGCAAAGCUCUCAACGAACAAAAGACGGAGAUUCGCAUCCAGUUCCGCGAUGUUACCUCCGGUAUAUUUAAAGAUAUCCCCAGAAACGAGCUGGUCAUUCGUGUCCAGCCCAACGAAUCGGUAUAUAUCAAAAUGAAUUCAAAACUCCCUGGGCUCUCAAUGCAGACCGUUGUCACCGAGCUUGAUCUCACAUACCGUCGACGAUUCUCGGACUUGAAGAUCCCAGAGGCCUAUGAAUCCCUCAUCCUGGAUGCGCUCAAGGGGGAUCAUUCAAACUUUGUCCGUGAUGACGAGCUUGAUGCCAGCUGGAGGAUCUUUACCCCAUUGUUGCACUAUCUUGACGACAACAAAGAAAUAGUCCCAAUGGAGUACCCCUAUGGCUCUCGAGGACCUGCUGUCCUCGAUGACUUCACCUCAUCUUUCGGGUAUAAGUUCAGCGAUGCUGCAGGCUACCAGUGGCCGCUUACCGCAACACCUAACCGCCUGUGA